Messenger RNA from Adineta steineri, 1374 nucleotides. Lineage: Eukaryota; Metazoa; Rotifera; Eurotatoria; Adinetida; Adinetidae. The record is from the annotation of a GenBank genome assembly.
AUGAGUGAGAACAAUAGUAACGGAGAGAAACGUGUAGUUUCAUUCUUUAUUUGGGAUCCUGAACUCGAACGUAAAAUUGAUUGUGAGGUUAAAAUGAUUGAUGGUAUCAGUAAAUUACUUAAUGUAGCUACAACAGUUGAACAAACAAUUGAAUGUAAUAAAGCUCUUGUUCUAUCACAACAAAGAAUGUUAGCUUUCAUGGCUGAAAUAAAACGAAAACAACAGAAUUUAUUAAAACGUGAUAAUCUAAAUCUUGAACCAACAAAAGCAACUGUUAUUCUAUCGGAUAUUCGAUUACCAUUAACAUGGACAAAUAUGAAAAAAGCUAAAUCAGAUCAAAAGAAAUUUGCCGUUUUUUGUUUGGCACGCAUUGGAUGUGAGAUUAUUGAUACACAAAUGAAAUUUAUCGAUAAACAAUCAACGGAUGUAUUAUUUACCGAUAAUUUAACAUUUGGAAAUGUUCCACAUGAUUUUCAAUUACAUCUUGAAAUUUAUGCAUUGAAUAAAAGUCUUGCUGUAUCAACAGCAGCCAAAGAUUUUGCUGAUCGAUAUAGUUAUUUUUCAACUCAUGGUUCACCAAAAAUAAGACGAAAAGUUCCAGAAAAUGAAACUACAGAUAAAAAAACAUCUACUCAACAACAAUCAAAAUUUGUUUUAAUUGCUCGAGCAAUUUAUACUAAAGAAUCUGUUCAUAAAAUAGCUAAAGUUCGUUCUUUAACAAUGGAACGUUUACAAGAAAAUCCAUUAAAUCAAUUACCAAUUGAACAUUCUUUUAUAUCACGUUUUGUAAUUCAACCAUUAUGUUAUACACGAUCAGCAACAUUUACUGGUAUUGUAGAAAAUAAUAAUAUUUCAUAUUCAUGUGCAUUAACUGGAGGAUUUCUAAAUGGUGAAGAAAUAAUGCGUAAUAAUUCUUCAGAUCAACGUACUUUUUCUAUACCAAUUACACAAGAUACGAUAAUUUUAUCACGAAAUGAUCAUUUAUCAUUUUCAAUUUAUAAUCGAGGUUUUGAUCAAGAAGAAUUUUUUGUUCAAGAUUUAUUUAUAUUAAAUAUAUGGCUUCGAGCAUUACAACAACAUAUCGUUGAUAUUCGUGCAUGGGAACAAACUACCGAACAUUUACCAUCUAUACGUCGAUAUUCCUAUCAACCGAUAAUAACAUCUAGUAGUUCAACAAAUUUAACAAAAAAAUCAGCAUUAAAAACAAAAGCUCGAUCACUUGAAAAUAUUUAUCAAACAGGUGUAACAUCUCAACUAAUUACAACGAAUGCAUUGAAUCCAUCGAAAAAUAUCAGUUAUACUAGUGAUCAUUAUAGUACUGAUGAUGACGAUAACGAUAAUGAUAAUGUAUCUGUAUUUCAUACACGAUUAUAA